Messenger RNA from Phyllopteryx taeniolatus (common seadragon), 5328 nucleotides. RefSeq names its product mucin-2-like. The transcript is spliced from 2 exons. The coding region runs from base 1 to 4755 and encodes 1584 amino acids. The record is from RefSeq and is a predicted model, not a curated record. NCBI's taxonomy places the organism in Eukaryota, Metazoa, Chordata, Actinopteri, Syngnathiformes, Syngnathidae.
AUGACUGUGAGACGAGGCAAACGCCGAAGCAGGACCGACUCUGACGCAAAGAGACUCCAGAUCAGCUCCACUAAAGUGAUCCGACAACAAGAGACCGACUUAAAUCAGCGCGUCUCCAGUGAUAGCACUUUGUCCAGUGACACCACAGUUAGCACACCAUCCACUGAUAGCACACACUCUAGUUACAGCACCUUCUCCAGUGAUAGCACUUUGUCCAGUGACGCAACUGUUAGCACACCAUCCAGUGAUAGCACACUCUCUAGUGACAGCACCUUCUCCAGUGAUAGCACUUUUUCCAGUGAAACCACAGUUAGCACACCAUCCAGUGAUAGCACACUCUCUACUGAUAACACCUUCUCUAGUGAAAGCACUUUGUCCAGUGACACCACAGUUAGCACACCAUCCAGUGACAGCACACUCUCUAGUGAUAGCACAUUCUCCAGUGAAACCACAGUUAGCACACCAUCCAGUGACAGCACAAUCUCUAGUGAUAGCACCUUCUCCAGUGAUAGCACUUUGUCCAGUGAGAGCACAUUUUUCAGUGACAACACAGACAGCACACUAUCCAGUGAUAUCACAAUCUCUAGUGAUAGCACAGUCUCAACAGAUAGGACAUUGUCCAGUGACACCACAGUUAGCACACUCUCUAGUGAUAGCACCUUCUCCAGUGAUAGCACUUUUUCUAGUGACACCACAGUUAUCCCACUGUCCACUGACAGCACAAUCUCGAGCGAUAGCACCUUCUCCAGUGAUAGCACUUUGUCCAGUGACACCACAGUUAGCACACCAUCCAGUGACAGCACACUCUCUAGUGAUAGCACAUUCUCCAGUGAAACCACAGUUAGCACACCAUCCAGUGACAGCACAAUCUCUAGUGAUAGCACCUUCUCCAGUGAUAGCACUUUGUCCAGUGAGAGCACAUUUUUCAGUGACAACACAGACAGCACACUAUCCAGUGAUAUCACAAUCUCUAGUGAUAGCACAGUCUCAACAGAUAGGACAUUGUCCAGUGACACCACAGUUAGCACACUCUCUAGUGAUAGCACCUUCUCCAGUGAUAGCACUUUUUCUAGUGACACCACAGUUAUCCCACUGUCCACUGACAGCACAAUCUCGAGCGAUAGCACCUUCUCCAGUGAUAGCACUUUGUCCAGUGACACCACAGUUAGCACCCCAUCCAUUGAUAGCACACUAUCUAGUGACAGCACCUUCUCCAGUGAUAGCACAUUGUCCAGUGACACCACAGUUAGCACCCCAUCCAGUGACAGCACACUCUCUAGUGACAGCACCUUCUCCAGUGAUAGCACUUUGUCCAGUGACACAACAGUUAGCACACCAUCCAGUGAUAGCACACUCUCUAGUGACAGCACCUUCUCCAGUGAUAGCACUUUUUCCAGUGACACCACAGUUAUCACACUGUCCACUGACAGCACAAUCUCGAGCGAUAGCACCUUCUCCAGUGAUAGCACUUUGUCCAGUGACACCACAGUUAGCACACCAUCAACUGAUAGCACACACUCCAGUGAUAGCACAGUCUCAACAGAUAGCACAUUGUCCAGUGACACCACAGUUAGCACACUCUCUAGUGAUAGCACCUUCUCCAGUGAUAGCACUUUGUCCAGUGACACAACAGUUAGCGCACCAUCCAGUGAUAGCACACUCUCUAGUGACAGCACCUUCUCCAGUGAUAGCACUUUUUCCAGUGAAACCACAGUUAGCACACCAUCCAGUGAUAGCACACUCUCUACUGAUAGCACAGUCUCCACAGAUAGCACAUUGUCCAGUGACACCACAGUUAGCACACUGUCCAGUGACAGCACCUUCUCAAGUGAUAGCACUUUUUCUAGUGACACCACAGUUAGCACACCAUCCAGCGAUAGCACACUCUCUACUGAUAGCACAGUCUCCACAGAUAGCACAUUGUCCAGUGACACCACAGUUAGCACACUGUCCAGUGACACCACAGAUAGCACAUUGUCCAGUGAUAUAACAGUUAGCACACUCUCUAGUGAUAGCACCUUCUCCAGUGAUAGCACAAUAUCUAGUGAAACCACAGUUAGCACACCAUCCAGUGAUAGCACACUCUCUAGUGACAGCACCUUCUCCAGUGAUAGCACUUUGUCCAGUGACACAACAGUUAGCACACUCUCUACUGAUAGCACAGUCUCCACAGAUAGCACAUUGUCCAGUGACACCACAGUUAGCACACUGUCCAGUGAUAGCACCUUCUCCAGUGAUAGCACAUUAUCUAGUGAAACCACAGUUAGCACACCAUCCAGUGAUAGCACACUCUCUAGUGACAGCACCUUCUCCAGUGAUAGCACUUUGUCGAGUGACACCACAGUUAGCACACCCUCCAGUGAUAGCACCCUCUCUAGUGACAGCACCUUCUCCAGUGAUAGCACUUUGUCCAGUGACACAACAGUUACCGCACCAUCCAGUGAUAGCACACCCUCCAGUGACAGCAUCUUCUCCAGUGAUAGCACUUUUUCUAGUGACACCACAGUUGGCGCACCAUCCAGUGAUAGCACACUCUCUAGUGACAGCACCUUCUCCAGUGAUAGCACUUUUUCCAGUGAAACCACAGUUAGCACACCAUCCAGUGAUAGCACACUCUCUACUGAUAGCACAGUCUCCACAGAUAGCACAUUGUCCAGUGACACCACAGUUAGCACACUGUCCAGUGACAGCACCUUCUCAAGUGAUAGCACUUUUUCUAGUGACACCACAGUUAGCACACCAUCCAGCGAUAGCACACUCUCUACUGAUAGCACAGUCUCCACAGAUAGCACAUUGUCCAGUGACACCACAGUUAGCACACUGUCCAGUGACACCACAGAUAGCACAUUGUCCAGUGAUAUAACAGUUAGCACACUCUCUAGUGAUAGCACCUUCUCCAGUGAUAGCACAAUAUCUAGUGAAACCACAGUUAGCACACCAUCCAGUGAUAGCACACUCUCUAGUGACAGCACCUUCUCCAGUGAUAGCACUUUGUCCAGUGACACAACAGUUAGCACACUCUCUACUGAUAGCACAGUCUCCACAGAUAGCACAUUGUCCAGUGACACCACAGUUAGCACACUGUCCAGUGAUAGCACCUUCUCCAGUGAUAGCACAUUAUCUAGUGAAACCACAGUUAGCACACCAUCCAGUGAUAGCACACUCUCUAGUGACAGCACCUUCUCCAGUGAUAGCACUUUGUCGAGUGACACCACAGUUAGCACACCCUCCAGUGAUAGCACCCUCUCUAGUGACAGCACCUUCUCCAGUGAUAGCACUUUGUCCAGUGACACAACAGUUACCGCACCAUCCAGUGAUAGCACACCCUCCAGUGACAGCAUCUUCUCCAGUGAUAGCACUUUUUCUAGUGACACCACAGUUGGCACACCAUCUAGUGAUAGCACACUCUCUACUGAUAGCACCUUCUCUAGUGAUAGCACUUUGUCCAGUGACACCACAGUUAGUACACUAUCCAGUGAUAGCACAAUUUCUAGUGAUAGCACAGUCUCCACAGAUAGCACAUUGUCCAGUGAUAUAACAGUUAGCACACUCUCUAGUGAUAGCACCUUCUCCAGUGAUAGCACAAUAUCUAGUGAAACCACAGUUAGCACACCAUCCAGUGAUAGCACACUCUCUAGUGACAGCACCUUCUCCAGUGAUAGCACUUUGUCCAGUGACACAACAGUUAGCACACUCUCUACUGAUAGCACAGUCUCCACAGAUAGCACAUUGUCCAGUGACACCACAGUUAGCGCACUAUCCACUGACAGCACACUCUCUAGUGAUAGCACCUUCUCCAGUGAUAGCACAUUAUCUAGUGAAACCACAGUUAGCACACCAUCCAGCGAUAGCACACUCUCUACUGAUAGCACAGUCUCCACAGAUAGCACAUUGUCCAGUGACACCACAGUUAGCACACUGUCCAGUGACAGCACUUUUUCCAGUGAUAUAACAGUUAGCACACUCUCUAGUGAUAGCACCUUCUCCAGUGAUAGCACAUUAUCUCGUGAAAGCACAGUUAGCACACCAUCCAGUGAUAGCACACUCUCUAGUGACAGCACCUUCUCCAGUGAUAGCACUUUGUCCAGUGACACAACAGUUAGCACACCAUCCAGUGAUAGCACACUCUCUAGUGACAGCACCUUCUCCAGUGAUAGCACUUUUUCCAGUGACACCACAGUUAUCACACUGUCCACUGACAGCACAAUCUCGAGCGAUAGCACCUUCUCCAGUGAUAGCACUUUGUCCAGUGACACCACAGGUAGCACACCAUCCAGUGAUAGCACACUCUCUAGUGACAGCACCUUCUCCAGUGAUAGCACAUUAUCUAGUGAAACCACAGUUAGCACACCAUCCAGCGAUAGCACACUCUCUCGUGACAGCACCUUCUCCAGUGAUAGCACUUUGUCCAGUGACACUUUGUCCAGUGACACAACAGUUAGCGCACUCUCUACUGAUAGCACAGUCUCCACAGAUAGCACAUUGUCCAGUGACACCACAGUUAUCACACUUUCCACUGACAACACACUCUCUAGUGAUAGCACAUUGUUCAGUGAUAGCACAGUUAGCACACUAUCCAGUGACACUGCAGUUAGCACACCAGCCACUGAUAGCACACUCUCUCUUGAUAGCACUUUCUCCACUAACAGCAUAUUCACUACAGAGGUUUCUAGCUAUGCUGGAGAGCAUCUUUCCCCAAGUGUGUCUACCUUAUUUUGCAUUUUCAUCUCAUUGUUUCUGAACUGGGCGGACUAGAAAUUGAAACUGAAUUAAAUCCUCAAAAGAUUUCUUCAUCAUGGCCCUCCAAACAAGCGUGUUUUGCUUUUACUGUUACCUUGUUGUGUUUCCCUCGGAGAAAGCUAACACUGAUGACAAAGAGGAAAACGCAAUGCCAUUGCAUUGCAUUGCUGUCACUUGAUAGUGUGCUAACUGUGGUGCAAUGCCAUCGUGACUAUCAUAGCUCUCUCUAUAUUCCCAGGUGUGUCAGAAAAGCUAUGUUUCAAACACAAACUACAAACUACAUGUUUUCCCCUUCAGUGUAAUCAUCGCCUGGAGUAUACUGUUUAACUGUGACAUCAGCGCUCUACAGCAAGACCAAUGAAACAUGACUUGCUUGGGAGCGUCAUCACUUGGCUUUAGACGAUCAGGAUUUUUGGGGCCGAUCACCCAUCACUGAUCAGCGAGUUUGAAAGACGAUAACCGAUCACCGAUCCGAUCACAAGAUGGAGCAAUGUAUUUAUUUAAAUGAACUGUUCAUUUACUGUAUAUAUUUGUGUACUUAAUUGCUCAAAGAAUUAUAUUUACAAUAAAUGUGUCUUUGUUCAUCUA